Colletotrichum fioriniae is the source of this 936-nucleotide messenger RNA. It is a transcript of the gene PHB2, whose product is annotated as Prohibitin-2, subunit of the prohibitin complex (Phb1p-Phb2p). The record is from RefSeq and is a predicted model, not a curated record. Gene Ontology annotation, cellular component: mitochondrion; membrane. Lineage: Eukaryota; Fungi; Ascomycota; Sordariomycetes; Glomerellales; Glomerellaceae. Gene Ontology annotation, biological process: mitochondrion organization.
AUGUCUGGAGGAAGAAAUCCUAUGGAGGAGGCCUACGAGCGCUUCAGGGCCGUCGCUCAGCAGCAGCAGAAGCGCGGCGGCUUCGGUGGUGGCGGCAUGCCCGGCGGUCCUCGCGGCGCUGGCAUGGGACUUGCCGGUCUGGUUCUUUUGGGAGGUGCUGCAUUUGUGGCCCAGAAUGCGCUGUUCAACGUCGAUGGUGGUCACAGAGCGAUCAAAUACCGGAGGACAACGGGUGUGAGCAAGGAGAUCUACAGCGAAGGAACUCACUUGAUCAUCCCCUGGUUCGAGACUCCCGUCACCUAUGAUGUUCGUGCGAAGCCCAGAAACGUCGCCUCCCUCACCGGAACCAAGGACUUGCAGAUGGUCAACAUCACCUGCCGUGUCCUUUCCAGGCCUGACGUCAAGGCCCUGCCUCAGAUCUACCGCACUCUCGGCACAGACUACGACGAGAGAGUGCUGCCUUCCAUCGUCAACGAGGUUCUGAAGAGUGUUGUUGCUCAGUUCAACGCUUCCCAACUCAUUACCCAGAGAGAGAUGGUUGCCAAGUUGGUUCGCGAGAACCUCUCCCGCCGUGCCGCACGGUUUAACAUUCUGCUGGACGAUGUGUCUCUGACGCACCUUGCCUUUUCCCCGGAAUUCACAGCUGCCGUUGAGGCGAAACAGGUUGCCCAGCAAGAGGCUCAGCGCGCGGCGUUCGUUGUCGACAAGGCUCGUCAGGAGAAGCAGGCCAUGGUUGUCAAGGCCCAGGGUGAGGCUCGCUCUGCUGAGCUGAUUGGAGAUGCCAUCAAGAAGAGCAAGGCCUACGUCGAGCUGAAGAAGAUUGAGAACGCGCGCGCCAUUGCUCAGCAGAUGCAGGAGUCUGGUAGCAAGAACCGUUUGUUGCUUGACUCUGAGGGCCUGGGUCUGAACGUGUUUGACGAUAGCGAGAAGAAAUAA